Messenger RNA from Xenopus laevis (African clawed frog), 6155 nucleotides. RefSeq lists its product as hypothetical. Bases 565 to 3804 code for a protein of 1079 amino acids. The transcript has 15 exons. The record is from RefSeq and is a predicted model, not a curated record. NCBI's taxonomy places the organism in Eukaryota, Metazoa, Chordata, Amphibia, Anura, Pipidae.
UCUGGAUUCCUGGGUCUAUUUUAAAUGCUGAUGUCUAUGAAGGUGCAUCUGGCAUUGUGUGGAUGAAUCUCCCAUCUGCAUGAGAAGCAUCUGGAACUAAUCAAAUCCUCCCCCCCCCCUUCCUCAGUUGGUGCUGCUCCUAAAAAAGAUCCCAGGGAAUCAGAGCUCCUUGUACAUUAAAGAGGUUUCAGAUUUCACAGAGGAGUACACUUUUUUUUUUAGUAAAUCCCAGAUUUCUGGGAAAAGCAGUGAGAGAGGGAGGAGAAGAAGGAACUGGGAAGUGACUUGCAGGAGCAGGGAUUGGGGCAGACAUGCGCUGGAGCUCACAGGAUGGAUCUUUUACAUGUAUAAAACCCAGGCACUGAAUAUACCUGCAAGCAAUGUGCUCUGCUGAGAGCGGCCAGAUAGUGAGAGGCACCGAUCCCUACAAGUCUGCCUACGUCAGGAAGCGACUCCUCACUAGCACCAAAGCCCUGGAGAAAUAGGAGCAGUCUCAGAAUCUGAAGCUACGGAGAAGAGCACGACCCAGGGUGUCUUACUGGACUAUUACGCAGGACUGAUUGCAUGCCGGGGUUCAGAAGAAGCGUUUCUGGAGACAUGGAAGCUGCCAGAACACUGCUAGCACUACUCCUAUCAUGGAUCCUGAUGGUGGACUCUCAGAACCUGAUAAAGAACACCAAAGAGCAGAAGCUGGAAGGGCAACUACUAAUCAGUGAGGUUAAUUCGGAUAACCCCGGGCACGACACUGCCGAAUUCUUGGAGCUCUAUCACACCAGUGGGCAAAAUGUGUCUCUUGAUAACUACACGUUAGUCUUUUACAAUGGUAAAACCAACACGGCGUAUAAAGUGUUAAAUCUGUCCGGAAGAUUCACAGACAAAAGGGGAUUCUUCUUAAUUGGAUCGAUUGGGGUGAGCCCAAAGCCUGUCAUUAUUCUGCCCUCUAGCACAAUACAGAAUGGGCCCGAUGCCAUUGCUCUUUAUUUGGGGAAGGGGCCCUACAAGGAGAACAUGAGAGUGACCAGUGAAGGCUUAGUGGAUGCCCUGGUACAUAAGGCCAAGGCCACAGAUCAGGCCGAUGUUCUGCAGAAAGUUCUCACCCCUGGAGCAGAGGCAUUUCUGGAGGACGCUAACUUUCACCCCUCGGAUGAGUCCAUUGGGCGCUGCUUGGAAUUGGAUGGUCAAUGGACUUUUAAAAUGACACACGUGUCUCCUUGGAAUCCGAACUUCUGCAAAGGCUUCCAGGAAAUCAUGAUCAAUGAGGUGCCCUCUCCCUUUGCACAGGAUCUGUAUAUAGAGAUCAAGGGACCCCCUUCCACUCUCCUCUCUGGCUUGGUACUGGCCUUUAUCAGUGGAGAGUCCAAUGAGAUUUACUACUCCACCGACAUUAGAGGUCUGACAGGCAGUAAUGGGCUCUAUUUGAUUGAGGGUGAAAAACAUGACAAUCGAGCCCAACAGACACUGCCUGGUACCGUGCGCCUGAUCACUAAGGGUGCUGGUGCUGUGGCCCUGUACCUGGGGAAGAGUAGCAGGAUUCUACCCAAGACUCCCUUUCCUACCAGCGGUCUGAUUGAUGCUUUGGUCUAUACUGAUAAUGAGGAUACAGUUUCUCAGCCCCUCCAAGAGCUGAAUGUGGGGCAUCCCAUCAUAUUCUGGCAGCGUGGAAAUAGCAGCAUUUCUGCAAGCCGCUGCAACGGGCCAGAAGGCAAACUGUCUGCCUUUCUGCUUACAAAUAGCACUCCGGGCCAGACCAACGACUGCAGACAAGAAAGCCUCCCUGGUGAUGUCCGGCUGUGUUUUAGGACAUCAGAUUGUGCCAUUUGGGAGGGGGAUAAUGUUGUCUCUGAAUUCCUGGCUGCGUUGGCUCAGUCACUGCAAUCUCUCUGCCAGUGUAAUUUAUCCGCCAGCUCCUUCACAGAUGCAAGCCUUACCUGCAACUCCACUUUCCUCACUCUUCACACUCAUCUAAACACCUCGCUCACCCUCCAGAAGGUGGAUUUUCAAGAACUUCACCAACAUUUCGUGACCUUAGGAGACAUGUUUACUGUUGGUAACGGAAAUGUCACUGUGCUGCCAUCAUGUCUUCCUCUUAUUGCCUCUUCAACAUCACCCCCGGCUACAGAUCCUACAACUGAAGUACCUACUACUUCGGGGGGCCCAGAAUUGUUAAUCAGUGAGGUGAACCCCAAUACACCAGGUGCAGCUGAAGAUAUGGAAUAUAUUGAGCUUUAUCACCCAGGAGGAGGCUCCUUCAGUCUGGAUGGCUACUGGCUGGUACUCUACAAUGGGAAGAACAACUUGGCGUAUCUUGCACUAGACCUUAAAGGCAAUCAUACCAAUACUCAUGGUUACUUCCUGGUUGGUAGCAGUAGGUUAAAACCUGUUCCUCACAUCUUGUUACCCUUCAACACCAUUCAGAAUGGAGCAGAUGCAGUGGCCUUGUAUUACCGCCCAACAAAAGGAUACAAGAAGAAUAUGGAGGUGACAGCUGAGGGACUGGUGGAUGCCAUUGUCUAUGUGUCGGAUGUGGGUGAUGAUGCCAAGAGAUUAUUAAAAGUCCUUGCCCCAGGACAGGAGGCAGUCCAUGAGGAUGAAAGGUUUAUUCUUCAAGAUGAGUCUCUGAGCCGGUGCCACGGACUCAAUUUAAAGGACCAGUCCAGCUUCCAGGUCACCAUGAUUACUCCUCUAGCAGAUAAUGACUGUCCAAAAACAGUUCCUUCCAGCCUUCCCUCUGUGACUCCUACCAUACCUAUGUCUUCUCAGCCACUUCCUUCCAUCUAUCCAGUUUCCAUUGUGAUUAAUGAAAUCGGCUUAUUCCGUGGCCCAGAGCUGUACAACUUCAUUGAGCUAAAAGGGCCACCAGAAGGCAAACUGUAUGAGCAUAUUAUAGUCAUGUAUGGCAUGGAUGGGAAGGUAUAUGAUCGUUUUAUUCUACAAGGCACACUGGGUAUAAGCGGAAUCUAUGUGAUUGGCACCAAUAGCACAUCCAGUGAUCAGUUUCUCCAGUUGUCUCAUUCCAACCCUUCCAUUACACAGGCUGUGGCUCUAUACAGGGGUACCCUGGAGAGUUUCCCGGUGGGCAGCAGCGUGACCCAAAAGGACCUUCUGGAUGCAGUUGUGCACUCAUGGGAAGAUGGGGCAGAUGCUGAAAGUCUGAGGGACUUAAGCAAAGACAGGAUAAUAUUACAUGGGGAGCAAAGAUUAUUUUCUGUCAGUCGGUGUUCUUAUGGUAAACGCUCCCACCGACCGUUGCUGCUUCCUGUUCCGCACCCCAGCCCAGGCACCGAGAAUCUGUGUCCCUCCAGCAUCGCCACCUUGCAACUGGAUUUCUGCAUGAAGGACUCCAGUCUAAAUUGCUCAGAGUUGGAGCCAACAGAGCAGAAGACAAUGAACAGCCUAAAGACCACCCUGAGCCUGUCCAUGGAACACCACUGUUCUGGCUUCAUUUCUCCAGCUUACAUACAAGAUUUAAAGCUCACAUGCACCCAAAACCAACUGUCUAUCUCGGGCAACAUUUUGACUUAUCACAGUGACCAACACUGCAUCGAGAGCUGGAACGCGGACUUUAUCACUCAUCCACAGCCAUUCAUACUGCAAGAGAGAUCCUUAGAGCCUCUUACGACUUGCCUAGUCCCAGAGAAGAUGAGAGGAUCCUUCAGGACAUGGCACAUUUCCCUUCUUGUUGUGCUCUUUGUCUUGCUGUUAUUUGGAGCAGUUGCGCUUAUACUUUUCUUGCGGAAAAGGCGCCCUCAGAACUACACAAGCAUUGAAAUGAAUCCCCACCUAGAACUCGCAUAUGAAUACUAAGAGAUACCACAGGAGGCUAAAGGAGGGAAAUAGAAGAUUCUGCUUGAGAUGGAAUCCCCUAGCAAGGACAAUGGCUACAUUGUGUUUUGUUGUGAAACUCGCUACUGGAAAGGGGAACUAUUCAUUCAGAUUAUAAUUGGGACUCUGAAACCUACAACUCGGCAUACUGAUUAACAGCAGUUUAUAGAAGAAGAAGUGGUGUCGCUUAGAGAGCAGGGAAACUAUAGGAGACUGUCUCAAUGGCUAUUGGUGGCAUUGGCUAAUGUAAGGGGCUAGGUCGUUACAGAAGCAGAUGUACUGGUGGCAGUAAAAGCUUCUAUGAAUGUGCACUUCAGAAAUGUUCACUCAUUCAUUCCAUUUUGCUUAUAGAAAAGAACAUUUAAAGCUAAAUGUUCGACUAACUUGAAGAUCCCUGCAGAGUCUCAUAAGGUUUUGGAUUUUCAUUCAGGUCGUGGUAUAUCUAAUACAAGUAAUUCUAAAAAAAACUUCUAAAACAACUAAAACAACGUCUUCAAUGAUUACUUAUAUUAGAUAUAUGGCUUGGUGCAUUAAAUGCUAUAGGGAGAAAUUCAAGGGGAAAGUAAAAAUACAUGCUUUGGCUGGUUUGGAGUGCAGUGAAUUUCCCAAAGGCAGAGGAUGGUUCUUGAGCUUUAGAAUGGUGUUUAUUAAAAGCUGACGCUUCCCAAUCCCUGGCAUGUGCUGUGAUUAGGCACUUUUAAAAAUAUACUUAGAUUUACCUAGACACAUGCAAAGCCAAUGACUAGAGCAGUGAUCCCCAACCAGUAGCAACAUGAUGCUCACCAACCUUUAAUGUUGCUCCCAGUGACCUCAAAGCAGGUGUUUAUUUUUGAAUUUCUGGCUAGAAGGCAUUUUGGUUACAUAAAACCAGAUGUACUGCCAAACAGAACCUCCUGUAGGCUGUCAGUCCAUAUAGGCUACCAAACAGCCAAUCACAGAUCGUUUUUGGCAUCCCCAUAGACUUUUCAUGCUUGUGUUGCUCUCCAAGUCUUUUUACAUUUAAAUGUGGCUCACAAGUAAAAAAGAUUGGGGGACCCCUGCUUUAGAGUCUGUAUCCUCUUGGCUUGGUUAUAGGUUUAAAGUGCCCGUCAUUGAUUUAUGUCGAUAAUUCCGAGUAGAAAAUUCUAGGAUGGUUUAGGGCCCAGACCUGCAUAAUCCAAUCUAAUCAUCCUGAUUUGGCACACUAUUUCAGAGGCAAAAUUGGGCACUGAUUUGCUUGCCCGGAAAUACAAAUUAAUUUUCUGACCUACUAAAGGGCAAAGAAGGGUAAAGAAUACCUAAACUAUUCGGAAAGCAAAAUUUAGAACCUAUUUUCUUGAAGCUUUCCUAACCAGCAUGAAUAUUCCCUUUUUUUUGCCACUACAAAACCACAUAUUGACCCACAAAAUAAGCAAUUUCAUAGGUGUGACAAUUAUCUGUUCUGAUGGUUUAAGCUCUGUACGGUUUAUGGUCAUAAUGUACAUACAUAUUCAUACUAUACGUUGUUGCCUGAUUCCUUUGCCAUGGCUUUUAAUUUUAGUUUCAAAACUUCUCAUUGAAUGGUGGGGCAAGAGCUGUCAGUCACUGGGUGCUCCCAGUUGGCAAGGAUCCACUUUCUUGCCAGUAUAAAGCAAACUUUUCAACAUUUGAAACUGUAUUAUUUAGAAUUUUUCCAUUAUACUAAAUGUGCUAAUGUCAAACAGGGACAAGGCAGCUUUCAACCCAUACAUUGUUCAAUAAUUAAAAACUGUUCCAAAAGCAUGGAACUCUAUAUGGAAUUUAAAGGGGACCUGUCACCUUAAGAAAUUAUAAAUCCUAUUUUAUAAUGUUAUUCAACAAAAUAAACUUUACUAACUGUAUACAAAUUAUUUAAAUCUUGUUUAGGGAUCUUUUUGGGAUUCACAAUCACAGCAAGCAGGCAGGCGCCAUUUUGUAGACACUGUUAUUAAAACAAGCUUUGAAUCGUGCCAAAAUAUUGUUUAUGUGCCAGAAUGGGGGAACGGAUACCCCUGCCCUUGCACUGGAGGGGAAUGUGGGCAGUGCAGUUAAAUCUAGGGAGUUGAAAAUGGAAAGUGAAAGUAAUUACCUGCCCCGCCCCUAUGCCUAAAGCUAGAGGAGGGGCAGGCAAUAUAUGAUUGACAGCUGAGACAUUUAAACAAGCUUAUAACAGGUAUGGAUAUUUUAGUAGCAAAAAUAAUUUGGGUUUCAUGUUUAAUUUAAAAAGGACUUUUAUUAUACAGAUUUUUAUGUCUGGGUGACAAGUCCCCUUUAAGAAAGAUUUUUCAUAAAUUUGUUUUGCAGAUUGUCAAUUUAAAAAAAUGAAUAAAGUUGAAUAUACUUUUGUACAUAAAGAA